This is a messenger RNA of Helicoverpa zea (corn earworm), 1578 nucleotides long. It is a transcript of the gene Scp1, whose product is annotated as sarcoplasmic calcium-binding protein 1. Lineage: Eukaryota; Metazoa; Arthropoda; Insecta; Lepidoptera; Noctuidae. The transcript has 4 exons. Gene Ontology annotation, molecular function: calcium ion binding. The record is from RefSeq and is a predicted model, not a curated record. Bases 125 to 727 code for a protein of 200 amino acids.
UUAUUCGGAGCGGAGAGGCGCGGGCGGCGGCCGUCAGUUGAGCCGCGACCGCCGCCGCGCUACUAUAAGCUUCCUAUAAACCGAUACAACUUCUAAACAAACUAACAGUUGAUCAUCAAUCAAUAUGGCGUACUCCUGGGAUAACAGAGUUGCGUUUGUUGUGCGGUAUCUGUACGAUAUCGACAACAACGGUUACCUAGAUGCGCACGACUUCCACUGCCUGGCGCUGCGCACGUGCGUGCUAGAAGGCAAGGGCGACUGCAGCGCCGCGCGCCUGCAGAAGUACCAGCACAUCAUGCUCAGCCUCUGGGAGGAGAUCGCGCAGCUGGCGGACUUCGACAAGGGUGUUCUCAAUGACAAGUUUUUGCAGGACGGCACAAUAACGGUGGAUGAAUUCAAACAGGCUGUCAAGAACAGCUGUGUGGGCCGUAGAUACGAGGACUUUCCUCAGGCCAUGAAAGCUUUUAUAGAAACAAACUUCAGGAUGAUAGACAUAAAUAUGGAUGGAGUGAUCGGGAUCGAAGAGUACAGGUACGACUGCGUACAACGGAUGGUGUUGGAGGACAUCAAAGUUAUAGACGACGCUUUCAAUUCCCUACUCAAUGACGACGACAGAAGGAAAGGUGGUCUGACGCUGUCGCGAUACCAAGAACUCUUCGCACAGUUCCUUGGCCACGAAGGUGACGACUGCCAAGCGAACCAUCUAUUUGGGCCAUUAGAAAUAUAAUAGUAGCCUUACUUAGUAUAGUUAGGCCCAUUGCUAUGACUGAGACACCUAUUUGUUAUCUACCAGCUAACUAAAGCUGGACGAAUGGAAACAGUCUAAACAGAGAUUGAGUAUCGAUAAUAUUUUUUUAUUGCCACAUAAAAUCAAAAUUACUCUUGUAAUGUGUAAAUAUUUAUAAGUUCAGGUGUUGUGAAGACGUUUCUGUCGAACGCUUGUUUACAAAAUUACAUUUCUAAUUUCAACGCACCGCGGUAAACGCGCCAAAAAUACACAAACAGCGUCGAUACAGGUUAAAAAUAAAACCAUUAUAAUGCUAGUCUAAUAUCUGUGAUGCGUUCCGAAUUACGUAAAGUUUUUCAACAAUUUAUUACACUUGGGAGUUUUUCAAAUGUUUUGUUUAUUUAUUUAUUGUAAUUUAUUAGUAUUUACAAUGCUAGAGAGUUGUUUAGAUACUUUUUAUAAUCUUUUAUAAUCGUGUCCUGUAUUUAUAUAUUUAUUCGUGUACUUUUAUUCAUUGUUGUUAUUCGUUACCUAUGGUGUUUAUUGUGAGAUUUUUAUAAUUUCUGGAAUGUUGAUUUCAUAUCGAUGUUUAUUUAUUUACCGUAUGGUAUCAUUAUAAUUAUAUAAUAAGUGAAACGAACGAGAGACUAUGAGAUUUAUUUACGAAUCUUUAUUAUUUAUUAACUAUUAAUAUGCAACGGCAGUUAGUUUUAAUAUUUGUGAAGAAUGCGCGGGAAAUGUUGUGCUCAAACAUAUAAAAUGAAUCUAGUCACCACGAUGUUGAAAUAUAUCCUUAAUUAAUUGUUUUAUUCUGUUAAAAUUGAAAUAUAUCAAAAUUGUUAAGAAUAAAA